AUGGCUAACUUGGCAAAAUCUGGUUACUUCUUCUCCAAAAACACUCACAGCAGGAUUAAAGUUGGAAUAAAGAAGAUUGUUAGGAUGAAUGAGCUUCCUCUUGACUCGAAAUAUAUGGAAAACCCAUUAUUUAUCGGGAGAAACAGAUCCAAAGCUUACAAAGACUUGAAGAACAAGGAGGACCCCUGGAUCCCUCUUAAUUCUCUUUUUAAACCCAUUCCCUCCUCUGAUGCCGCAACCAAUGAGUGGGGCAUGUUGAGCUCUCUUCAAACCUUGGAUGGUGAUUGGGACAUGCGAAAAUUGCUCCGCCUGUUCAACAGAAGGACUAUUGAUAAUAUCAACAAGAUUCCGUGUACCAAUAGAAACCUGAAGGAUAAAUUCAUCUGGAUUGGAAAUUCUAACGGUUGCUUCUCUGUCAAGUUAGCGUAUAAGCUGGAGUUUGAGAAAAACAUUACUGAGUCCCCUUGGUGGAAGCAUCUUUGGUCCUCUAAACUACAUGAACGGCUCAAUUUUUUCAUGUGGAGGCUAGCAAGUAAGGGAUUAUCAACCGCUUCAAAUCUUAUGGCUUGUAAUCUUCAAAUUGAUACUACAGAUUGUAUACAUGGCUGUGGGUGCUUAGAAACAGAUUGCCACAUUUUUUUCCACUGCCAAGUAGCUAAAGCAGUGUGGUUCGCCACUCCCUGGGGCAUUAAAUGGGAUUAUUUUGUGUCUAACUCUCUCAAAGAGAAACUGAACAUUCUUGCCAAUCCUAUUGGUGUUUUACCAAUCGACUCUGCGGACAAAGAAGAUUUCUUUUUGUGUGUAGCUAUCGUUUUGGAUCAGCUCUGGAAGAUCAAAAAUAGCACCAUCUUUGAGAACAAGCUUUUCUCUCUUGGAAGCACUAUGGACUGGCUUAAAGUCAGGUUCCGAGAGGCCAAAUAUGCAGCUUCCCCUUAUAUAACUCCCCUGGCUAUCCCUAGCAUACAGAAGUGGCACAAACCACCUCCCCAUUUCAUUAAACUCAACACUGACGCAGCGAUAAGGGAUGGUACAAGCAUGAUUGGCGUGGUUGCAAGGGAUCACCUUGGUGAAGUUUUGAAAAUCAGGGCAGUCUCUUUUCCAUCUGACAACCCUGAACUUGCUGAGGCUUAUGGAAUUUUUCAAGGUCUUCUGCUAGCCUCAAAGGAAGGAUGGACCAAACUUGUGUGUGAAUCUGAUGCAAAAAACAUCAUCUCCAGCUUAAAUGGCUCCAAUUUGCAGUUAUCGCACUGGGCCGCAGAAGAAGUUCUGAAAGAUAUUCUUUUGAUGCAAGGUUUGUUCCAGGAUGUGGUCUUUGUCUGGGCUCCUAGGAAUUCUAAUUUCUUGGCGCAUUUUGUUUGUAAUUGGUGUAUUAGGAUUUGUAUCUCUGGUACCUAA
Ziziphus jujuba (common jujube) is the source of this 1395-nucleotide messenger RNA. RefSeq lists its product as uncharacterized. Bases 1 to 1395 code for a protein of 464 amino acids. Lineage: Eukaryota; Viridiplantae; Streptophyta; Magnoliopsida; Rosales; Rhamnaceae. The record is from RefSeq and is a predicted model, not a curated record. Gene Ontology annotation, molecular function: nucleic acid binding; RNA-DNA hybrid ribonuclease activity. The transcript is spliced from 2 exons.